Molecule: messenger RNA, 1575 nt
Organism: Xylona heveae TC161
Lineage: Eukaryota; Fungi; Ascomycota; Xylonomycetes; Xylonales; Xylonaceae
Exons: 3
Coding region: 1-1575 (524 amino acids)
Biological process (GO): intracellular calcium ion homeostasis
Cellular component (GO): perinuclear region of cytoplasm
Source: RefSeq, a predicted model, not a curated record
AUGAUGACCGAUGAUAAAGUGUGGAGUCAGAUAUCUGCUCACUGCCAACUGCUAAGUAGUCAGUACUUCCGUAAGGCUACCAUCUACCCUCGUACCGGCAAGACCCGUCUCUGCUCGGACAUGAUGAACGUUUUCCCGUCCUCUGCUAGGAUAACAGCCAUCGGAAAGUAUCUGGUAGCUUUGACGGCAUCUUUCGUUCCUCAGAAUGACGUCGCAGCAACUGAGCGUCGCAAACCGUCGCCAAAAAGGAAGCGCUUACAUCUUCUAUAUCUUCUAAACGAUCUCUUUCACGAAUCAAAAUAUCAUGGUGGUUCAUCAUCGAGCUUUGCUUCUUUAACCGGCCAAAUCCAACCCUAUCUCGUCGAAUUGUUUGGGCUAGCCGCCGCUUUUGAACGGGAGAAGUGCCCAAAACACCACAAGAGGAUUGAGGAUUUGCUCGACUUAUGGGAUAAAAAUGGAUAUUACGCCCCUCAAUAUGUCGAAAAGUUGCGUGAGACUGCCUGGAAUGCAGCUCAACUCGGGCCUGUUGCUUUGGAUGCUGCCAGGCAAGCGGAGGGCGGUUUCUCAACACCAUCUGACAAAAUACGCGACACCAAAAAUAUUCCUUUCGUGAUGCCAGCAAAUCAUGGCGACCCAUCGAUACCAUAUUACGAUCUCCCGGCUGGGAACAUGAUGCCACAUAUUAUACCGAAUUCGACAGCACCUAUCAAUCCGCAGCUUAUGAAACCUCUUCAGUUUGUCGCUGGACCAGCGGACGAGAGUCUGGUUACUGUUGUGAAGGACUUCCUUCAAGAUGUUAACAAUACGUUUGAUCAGGAAGCAGAUAUUGAUAACGGUACUGUCCAAGACAUUGACGAGCUGGGCCAGCCAAUCAUCCUCGACGAAGUUAGUGGAGAACGCCUCGGCGAGGCAUACUAUGGCUGGUCGCACGCGUUCUGCGAGAAGAUGAAAAGGCGGCGAGAAGGGGCUUCUGGUACCGACACCAGGGGAACAAGUCGUGGCCGAAUCUCAGCAGCGGCAGCAGAAUUCGGGAAAGAUCGCAAUCCCAUUCACGGUCACCAUCCUAUCCCCGAGAUAGAGACUCUCGAGCUCGUUUCACUGGCAGAUAUCGCUCUCGGUCUAGACCUCGUGCAUAUUCUCGCAGUCAGUCACGGUCCAGGUCACCUCGGUGGGAAAAUGACGGGUCUGGCAAACCAUCUCGAUCUCGUUCAGGGUCGAGGUCGAGGUCACCAAUAUUUCGGCCACCAAGCUCCUCAAACUUUGCGGGAUCGAUUCCUCCACAGCUGCCAACACAUUCUCCCACUCCUUACCAGGCCCCUUUUCCAAAUUCGAGCAUCCCUCCAUCUCCUUUUCCAGGUCCACUCGGUGCAGGGUUCCCUCUCGGACCCAGUGGCUUACCUGUGCCUCCGCCCCCACCACCCUUCCAUGGACACGGACAAUGGCCGCCUCCACCCCCACCUCUUCCCCCGAACGUGCCAUUCCAUCAAAAUGUACCUUUUCCUCCGUUUCCGGGCUUUGUUCCGCCUCCUCCUCCUCCUCCGCCUCCUCCUGGGCCUCCAUCUCAACAUCCUCUAG